AUGUGUCAGCCAAUCUCGGCCAAUAAAGAGCGGAGCGAGGCGGACCACAGGUGCGCGCCUCCGUCCCCCCUGGCACAGCGCCCCGGAGAUGCUGGAGAGAGACGCCUGGCUGCUCCUCCUGACUCCCCCCUCCUCAUACUCCCCGCUCGGGCGGUGAUGGCGACCGCCACGUCCAACCACUUCAGCGUCCUCAGCAGCCCCGGCAGCCCUCCGCCGCCGCCGCCGCCGCCGCAGCAGCAGUCGGAGUCCGGGACCAUGCAGCAGCAGCAGCAGCAGCAGCAGCAGCAGCAGCAGCAGCAGCAGUACAGGGACGCGCACGCCCUGCUCCAGAGCGACUACGGCGCGCACCCGCUCAGCCAUCACGCGCACCAGUGGAUCGCGGCGCUGUCUCACCACGGGGACGCCUUAGCCCCGUGGCCGUCCAGUCCGCUCGGGGAGCAGGACGUCAAGCCGGUGCUGCACGACGACGAGCGCGAGGAGCUGCGCGACUCCGGCGGCGGCGGCGGCGGCGGCGCGCAACAGCGACACCCUCACCCGGCCGCGCAUCACGACGCCAGAGCAUGCUGGCGCACCGGCAGCACCGCCAUGCAGGCGACGUCUGAGGGUCAGGCUCUGCUCUACUCGCAGUCCGGCUUCGGGAUGAUGCCCGGCGGCGAGCAAGGCGGCAUGCACCACUCGCACCCGCUCCCGCACCCGCACCACCACGCGCUGCCUCGGGACGACGAGCAGCACGGCGGCCACAGCCCGCACCUGAGCGACCACGGAGGCGGGCCGCCGCCGCCGCAGCAGCACCAGGACCACUCGGACGAAGACACGCCGACCUCGGACGAGCUGGAGCAGUUCGCCAAGCAGUUCAAGCAGCGGCGCAUCAAGCUGGGCUUCACGCAGGCCGACGUGGGUCUGGCCCUGGGGACCCUGUACGGCAACGUCUUCUCGCAGACCACCAUCUGCAGGUUCGAGGCGCUGCAGCUGAGCUUCAAGAACAUGUGCAAGCUCAAGCCGCUGCUGAACAAGUGGCUGGAGGAGGCCGACUCCACGUCGGGCAGCCCCACCAGCCUGGACAAGAUCGCCGCGCAGGGCCGCAAGAGGAAAAAGAGGACCUCCAUCGAGGUGGGCGUCAAGGGGGCCCUGGAGAGCCACUUCCUCAAGUGCCCCAAGCCCGGCGCGGCCGAGAUCAACUCGCUGGCCGACAGCCUGCAGCUGGAGAAGGAGGUGGUCCGGGUUUGGUUCUGUAACAGGAGGCAGAAGGAGAAGCGGAUGACGCCCGCUGGGGGGGGUCUGCCCGGGGGGGAGGACGUGUACGGGGACAGCCCCCCGCACCACGGAGGACAGACCCCGGUGCAGUGA
Molecule: messenger RNA, 1347 nt
Organism: Phycodurus eques (leafy seadragon)
Lineage: Eukaryota; Metazoa; Chordata; Actinopteri; Syngnathiformes; Syngnathidae
Gene: pou3f2a
Product: POU class 3 homeobox 2a
Biological process (GO): regulation of transcription by RNA polymerase II; brain development
Cellular component (GO): nucleus
Molecular function (GO): DNA-binding transcription factor activity, RNA polymerase II-specific; RNA polymerase II cis-regulatory region sequence-specific DNA binding
Source: RefSeq, a predicted model, not a curated record